GAGUUGUUGUUCUUUACGCCUGGUGGUGCCACGCGCCGAGCAUCAUCGUCAUCAUCGCCAUGCCUCGAGGAUUCUUGGUUAAGAGAAACCGGCGAUGUUCGGCGUCACACCGGUCACGAAAUAACAGGAGCAACAAACCUGUAACAUAUUACGGUGACCGUGACAGGAACAACAGUGAUGACUCUGAAGUGACAAAACCGGAGGCGGCCAGGGAGAACGGUGUGCUGAACGUUUCUCCGUUUGAACGGACAGAUGGACUUCUCCCGGUGUCCCGCGAAGACUCCGCCGGUGUCAGAGAGGCGUGGAGCCCGCACGUGGAGUCCGCGCUGGAGGCCGAGGCGGACCGGCGCGCUCAGUUACCGGAGACCGAGCAGCAGGUGAGCGAGGUGGACGUUUUGACUCCCGAUAGUGAUUUCUCCUGCUUCUUCCCAGCUCCCCCUCUACCCCCACGCGACGUGACAUUAACAGAGUCCUGCAGCCCAGUUAAACCGGUCGGCACGAGACUGCAGGAACACCAAGAGGAAGGACAUAAGUUGUUCCCCGGGAAGUGCCUGACAUCACCCCCAGUGUCGGAGUUACCGGAGCUGCCGUUCCUGGUGAGCUCCACGCCGACCUCCGUGUCCGCUUCUAUCGAGAGGCUCCUUGCGGGCAGCAGCCGCCACGCACCGUCCUACGGUCCCAAUGGCAAAUAUGACCCGAAUAUUGGUCACGUGCACUUGUUCCCGCCACUGACACUGAUGCAGGAGCAGCAUCACGCGGCGAGGAAACGCUCGUUCCUCGAACAGGACCAACGCUUGAACGGCAACAGACACCACAAACAGUCGGCGGGCAACCCGUCAAAGAAACCCAAAGUAAACCGAAAACUCAACUUCGAGGACGAGGUCACGACCUCGCCGGUUUUGGGUCUGCGGAUCAAGAAGGAGAGUCCCGAGCUGAGGAGGCAGCGGGAGAAGUCGUCUGCUCUCAACGGGAACCAGCCGCUGGGAGAGUUCAUCUGCCAACUUUGCAAAGAGGAGUACCUCGACCCUUUCUCCCUCGCGCAGCACAAGUGCUCCCGUAUAGUGCGCGUGGAGUACCGGUGCCCCGAGUGCGAGAAAGUCUUCAGCUGUCCCGCCAACUUGGCAUCCCACCGCCGUUGGCACAAACCUCGUCCGGUAAACAACCAAGGAGGAGAGACUCAGACGAACAAGAGUCAGCUGUUAAAAGAGGCACGAGAGAUGGAGGGCAAAGAGAACGAGCUGCUGCGCAUAAACACCAAUCAGCACCACGACGCGCUGGACAGUUCCCGCAUCAGGCGCGAGCCGUCCCUGCUGCUGCUCCACGGUCGGUCCCGGGACAGCCCCGACAGCGACAGCCUCGCGCCCCCUCCCUAUGACUCCUCGCUCCAUUACCGGAACCCGGUGGAAGGCUGCCAGGACCUGCAGCAGCAGCAGGUGAGAGCGGCGGACAGCCCACCCUCGAGCCUCCUUCUACUGAACUGCAACCCAGACGAGCGCGCGGACCUGCAACAGCAGCCGUCGCUCCCGCAUCCUCCUCUACAGUUCGUCCAGUCCUUACCGGAGGAGGAAGUGUACGAGUGCCGGUACUGUGGGAAGAAAUUCCGCCGACAGGCUUACCUGAAGAAACACCUGGCCGCGCACGAGAUGGCAGCGCGAGGGUCUCCGCCCCCGUCGCCCUACGGCCAGGCGCGCGAGACCGGCGGAGGACAGAGCCAGGUGUUCCUGUGUCACCUCUGCGGCGCGCGCUUCCCGUCGGUUGAAAUCAGGGACAAGCACCGUCUGUGGCACGCGAUGAGGGACGAGUUGCUGGCGGGAACAUUGGGAGGCGGACUCAGACCGGACGUCUUCCAUGCGCAAGGAGACGAGCGCAGCCCAGGGGAAUGCGAGCAGCAGCAGCAGCAGCAGCAGCAGCAGCAGCAGCAGCAGCAGAUCUUCACGUGCAAGCACUGUCCGUCCACAUUCUUCAGCUCCCCGGGGCUCGCGAGACACAUCAACAAAUCUCAUCCCACAGAGAACCGGCAUGUGAUGCUGCUGCAGAUGACGGUGCGACCGUAAAACACGCGCGAGAUAUACUGUACAGACACUCAAACAAGCCAACAGAUUAUUUAUAAAAAAAAAAAUAAAAAUAAAGAUUAGUCAUUUAUUGUUACUACGGAGAACCUAUUAACUGUGUAAAUUGUAAAUUGGGACUGAGGCCUGUUUUAUUUUCAGUUGUAGUCAAAAAGCAACACGUGUAUCACUGUGUGUUACAGAAUGUUAAUUACGGUUGAGUCACUAUAUGCCUUUUGUGUAAAGGUGAGUAAGCAUCUUAACUUCUAAAUUGUUUAAAAAAAAAAGGUCCACAUAUGAUAUACUGACACCAGAACGAUGCAAACGUUGUCCGUCAUGAAACGGAUGAAGUCAAGAGCAAAUGUUAACAAAACGAUUGCUGACAGUUUCGCUGAAACUGGAUACUUGCAUAGCCUAACAGUAUACAGCAUAUAACGCUGUCAGUAAAAAUGGAACCGUCCAUGGAACUGUCCAUGGUGCUGAAGCUAAAUACCGACCUACUGAAACCACAACCCCUGUCAGGAUACUGACACCAUGUCUCUUCUGUAUUCUUCCACAGGUUGUUCAGUCUUUAUAACAAGCAGGAUUGUAAUACUACCAUAAUGAG
Perca fluviatilis (European perch) is the source of this 2655-nucleotide messenger RNA. RefSeq names its product insulinoma-associated protein 2. Gene Ontology annotation, molecular function: DNA-binding transcription repressor activity, RNA polymerase II-specific; RNA polymerase II cis-regulatory region sequence-specific DNA binding. The transcript has a single exon. Gene Ontology annotation, biological process: regulation of cell cycle process; neuron differentiation; negative regulation of transcription by RNA polymerase II. Gene Ontology annotation, cellular component: nucleus; transcription repressor complex. The record is from RefSeq and is a predicted model, not a curated record. Bases 60 to 2054 code for a protein of 664 amino acids. NCBI's taxonomy places the organism in Eukaryota, Metazoa, Chordata, Actinopteri, Perciformes, Percidae.